CAAUCAUGAAAAUAAAUCGAUAUGGUGACAAAUUUUAUUGAUAAGAAACGCCAACUUGAUGUUUGCCAAAUCCAUAAUUUCAUGUAGUUCUUUCAAACUGUGCAAAAUAAAAUAGUGUUAAGUAUAAUGGCACAAAAUCCAAUAUUGGGUGAUUACAUCUGGGCGAAACCCCUAAUGGAAAGUGAAUUCAACAUUCCAAUUGGAGGAAAAAUAGUUGCUAUUGAAUCGACCAGAAUCAAAAUUCAAGACGAUGAUAAUAGACAGUCGUAUAUUUCGAACCGGCAAAUUCUCAAAAAAAUGCAUAUCUCUUCUAUCAAAGGGGUUGAAGAUAUGAUCAAUUUGGGAGAACUGGAAGAAUACGCUAUCCUCAGGAAUUUACAUAAGAGAUACAACGAAAAACUGAUAUACACAUAUACAGGUUCUAUGUUAGUAGCGAUAAAUCCUUAUGAAAUUCUGCCAAUAUACACCAACUUUCUCGUCAAAGAGUACAAAAACAAAAAAAAGGAGGAAAAGCCUCCCCAUAUUUUUGCAAUUGGAGACAAUAGCUACACGAACAUGAUGACCACUAAAAAGGAUCAAUGUAUAGUCAUCAGUGGAGAGAGUGGGGCAGGGAAAACAGAAAGUACGAAACUUAUUCUUCAGUACCUCGCUUCAACGAGCGCUCAGCAUACUUGGAUAGAGCAACAAAUUUUGGAAGCGAAUCCCAUCUUAGAAGCAUUCGGUAACGCUAAAACCGUCAGAAACGACAAUUCUUCCCGGUUCGGAAAGUAUAUCGAUAUCCGAUUCAACAAAGCGGGAAACAUAGAGGGCGCCCAUAUCGAUCAGUACCUUUUGGAGAAAAGUAGACUUGUUUUCCAAAGUGACGGUGAUCGUAACUAUCAUAUUUUUUAUAGCAUGCUGGCUGGUAUGAGCAAAGAAGAAAAGAAACGAUUAGAUUUGGGAGACGCCGAGUCAUAUACCUAUCUUAAAGGCGGAAGAACUCUAGUUUGCCAAGGAAGAAAUGAACAAAAAGAAUUUUCGGACAUCACGGCAGCAUUUAAAGUGCUCAACUUCACCGAAACGGAAAUCACCGACAUUUUCUCUUUGCUGGCAGCAAUUCUACAUCUGGGCAACCUCAGAUUCAAAAGCGGUACCGUCAACCACUCCGACAGUUCCGAGAUAGGCGAUGUCCACCUCAACGAGAAAAUUGCCAGACUACUAGAAGUGAACAAGUUUGAUCUCGGAGAAUCCCUCACAAAAAAAACCUUGUAUGCCCACGGAGAUAAGGUGGUGGCAAAUUUAUCAAAAGAUCAAGCCGGGGAAUCUCGGAAUGCCUUCGUGAAAGGUAUAUACGGGCAACUUUUCAUUUUUAUUGUCGACAAAGUCAAUGGAGUAAUUUCAUCCAAGAAGCUACAAUCAAAAUCGUCAAUAGGCGUGCUGGAUAUUUUCGGAUUCGAAAAUUUUUCAAUCAACAGUUUCGAACAAGUUUGCAUAAAUUAUACCAAUGAAAGUCUCCAGCAGUUUUUCAUCAACCAUAUCUUCAAGUUGGAGCAGGAAUACUACACCAAAGAAGGAAUAAACUGGUCCAAUAUAACGUUCAUCGAUAACCAGGAUAUCUUGGAUCUGCUGGGAAUGAAACCGUUGAACGUUCUUUCGUUGAUCGAUGAAGAAUCCAAGUUUCCGAAAGGCACGGACUUUUCCUUAUUGUCCAAGUUACAUAAACAACACGAAAAACACGCAAAGUACAUCAAAUUGAAAAAUGAUAUUACGCCCUCGUUUGGAAUUCGUCAUUUCGCUGGGGACGUUUAUUACGAUAUACCAGGAUUUCUUGAGAAAAACCGCGAUACGUUCAGUCAAGACUUGAAAAAUCUGGUGAUUGGAUCUCGAAACAACCUUCUUAAAAAUCUCUUCAAAGGCGAACUUGACUCUGCAUUGAAAAAAACACUAUCAGCUCAGUUCAAAAUGUCCUUAGACCAGCUCUUGAAAACUCUAGGGUCCUGCCAUCCUUAUUUCGUAAGGUGCAUCAAGCCCAAUAACGAAAAAAAACCCCAAAUAUUCGACAGAAGCCUAUGCACAAGACAGCUGCGCUAUUCCGGCAUGAUGGAAACUGCAAAAAUCCGAAAGGCAGGGUAUCCCAUCCGGUACACGUACAUCGAGUUUGUCGACACGUUUCGGUUCUUGGCAAGUAACAUUCCGCCAUCAGCCAAAGGCGACUGCAAGGCUUCCGCCACGAAAAUUCUAGCCAAGGCAUUUCGCAACGUAGAGCAGAAGAACUAUCAGCUCGGACAUACGAAGGUGUUCCUCAAACACAACGACAACGACAUUCUAGAAGAGCUACGCAACAAAAUACUGGAGCAAGCCGUGAGCACUUUGCAGAGGGUGGUCAAAGGCUGGGUGCACAGGAGACGAUUCCUGAAGAAGCGGGCGGCCGCUAUAGUCUUGCAGAAGCACUUUAGGGCCAGAGGCUACAGAAAGAGAUACCUAAUGAUGCGCAACGGGUUCCAACGUCUGCAAUCCGUGAUCAUUUCCAGGCAGCUCGCGCACGCCUAUCAAAAAAUUCGAAAGAACAUCGUAUCUAUUCAGGCUAGCAGUCGGGGAUAUAUAGUUAGAAAACACAGUCAGUUUGGGAACAUUUUCGCUAUUGUCAAGCAGAGGAAGAGUGAAGAGGCAGAUCUGAUGAAGCGUGGUCAUAAAAAUUACAAGGCUGAGGCUGAGACUGCGAUGCAGCAGAAGCUUGCAAAUUAUCACCGGAACCAAGAAAAUGUAAGCGAGGAAAAACCAGCAAACGAAGACAUCGAAUCACCCCGAGAUAUUAUAAACAAAGCAUUUAGAGAAAUUUUUGAGGCUGACGAAAACGGGAUCAAUGGGUCUCUGGUGGAACCACCAACUCCAACGCAGAAAACGUUUGAUAGACCUUUCCAAGAAGAUCUAAGCGAGUUCAACUUUAGAAUAUAUGCAGCAACGUAUUUUACGAACAAUGUCAACUAUCAGUUUUCAAAGAAACCUCUUAAGGAAUCCCUACAUUAUCUUCCGACCCCAGAUGACGUGAUCGCCGCACAAGCCUUGUGGAUAACCAUCCUCAGGUUCAUGGGAGACUAUCCGGAGCCCAAAUACGACAAUUCGACGAAAGAAAACGUUCCCAUCAUGCAAAUCAUCUCAGAGUCGAUCGGCAAAAGUUUCACGAAUCGUAAAGAGUACCAGGAAAUACUCAAAGAAGAAAAAAAAUAUGCCUCUGCAACAAAAUCAAGCAGAAAGAAACUGAUAAACAUGACUCUGAAGAGAAAAAAUAAAUUGCUUGAAGACGUCAGGAAAGGCUUGGUAGAAGACACUUUUGCCCUGGAUAAAUACAAUGAAUGGUUACACAAGAGACGAACAAACAACUUGGAAAAAUUACACUUUAUCAUUGGCCACGGCAUUUUGCGUCCGGAACUAAGAGACGAAAUUCUGGCAAUGAUCUGCAAACAACUCACCAAUAACUAUAUCAAAUCUUCAUACGCGAGAGGUUGGAUACUCCUCUCACUUUGUGUGGGCUGCUUUUCUCCAUCGGAAAAGUUCAUAAACUAUCUGAGAUCCUUUAUAAGAUCUGGUCCUCCAGGAUAUGCUCCAUACUGUGAAGGGAGGUUGAAUCGAACGCACCAAAACGGGGUUAGAACACAGCCCCCAAGCUGGUUGGAACUCAUGGCCACCAAGAAUAAGGCUCCUAUGCACCUCGAAGUCACUCUCAUGGACGGUACCAGUCAAAUAGUGGAGGUUGAUUCGGCUACAACUUCAGAAGAACUUCUCGCACAAAUAAGUACCACUCUUAAUCUAAAGGAUGUCUUCGGAUUUUCUCUAUUCGUAACUUUGUAUGACAAGGUAAUGUCUUUGGGAAGCGAGAGUGAUAAUAUUAUGGAUGCCAUUUCUCAAUGUGAGCAAUAUGCCAAAGAACAGGGACAAGAAGAGAGAAACUGUCCGUGGCGCCUCUUCCUACGCAAGGAAAUCUUCACUCCUUGGCACGAUCCUUCGGAAGAUUCCGUCGCUACCAACUUGAUCUACCAUCAGAUAGUAAGAGGUUUGAAAGCAGGUGAAUAUCGGUGCAACAACGAAGCAGACGUGGUCGUACUGAUCGCGACUCAGUACUUCGUGGAUAACGGACCCCAAUUCAACAAGAACGUUCUCCAUACUCGCAUCGGAGAAUACAUGCCGACCUACUUGGUCAAAGCGAGUCAGAGCGACUUGUCCGAUUGGGAGACCAAAAUCAUGAACGCCUUCUCCAACCUAGCAUUCGUCAAACAAAACUUGCCAGCGAUCACUGCAAAGGAGGCAGUGGUAAAAUACGCGCAGUCGACGUGGCCGAUACUUUUUUCCAAAUUUUACGAGGCGAUCCAGGUGUCUGGGCCGGAACUUCCUAAAAAGGACAUGAUCAUUGCUGUGAACGGAAGUGGAAUUUUCAUGAUCGACGAUCAAGAGCAGAUACUGCUAGAACUGAUGUUUGCAGAUGUUUCCUAUGCGACUUACGAAGUUACGCCCGAGCUACGGUUCGUUUUUCAUACGGUGGCCAAGGAGGAGUACACCUUUUAUACUUUGGACGCGAAGAGCAUAUCCACUUUGGUGCAAUAUAUCGUCGAUGGACUGAAGAAGAGGUCGGUCUACUGUGUCGCAACGCAAGAUCACUCUCAUCCUACAGGGGCAGAAUCAUUCUUGUCUUUCCGCAAAGGUGAUCUAAUCGUUCUCCAGAACGACUUCGACGGAGAAAAACUGAUGAAUUCCACCUGGGGAUACGGAGAAAGUAAUGGCAAAGUCGGAGACUUUCCAACUGAAAACGUCUACAUUAUACCCACGUUGCAGUGUCCCCCUGCCGACAUUCUUAAAUGCUUCAAAAAAGAAGGUAUAGUAAUCGGAAAGCCCCACAAGACGAUAGUCACCACGUUGCAAAGAAUGAAGCUAUACACCUUGGCGAGCUACGCCACGGAUCACUUCAGAGAGGGUAAAAUACGAACUGUUAACAAGACAUCAGUGUUAACGACUGCGAGAAAAAUGUCAAAAGAAGACCUCUGGAAAUACUCCAACGAACCGAUAUACCAACCUCUAUUGCAGAGCGUUCUGGCAGACGAAACCGCCAGUAAAGAAGCGUGCAAUAUAUACACCGCCAUCCUCAAGUAUAUGGGCGAUCUGCCAGCUCCAAAAUCCAAAUACAGCAACGAAUACACGGACAUCAUCUUCGGAGGGCCUUUGAGGAAUGAGUUGCUCAAAGACGAGGUGUACUGCCAGAUUAUGAAGCAACUUACGUUCAAUAGGCUUUCCUUGAGUGAAGAAAGAGGGUGGGAAUUGAUGUAUCUAAUCACAGGGCUGUAUUCGCCAAGUGAGAAAUUGAACGUGGAGCUUCAGAAGUUCUUAAAAUCGAGAACUCAUCCAUUCGUGGAGCAUUGUUUGCUUAGACUGCAGAAGACUCAAAAAGUUGGGCCAAGGAAGUUCGCCCCAUACUCCAUCGAAGUGGAUGCCAUUCAACACAAGAGCAUGGAAAUAUAUCACAAAAUUCAUUUCCCAGACGACACGGAUGAAGCAUUUGAAGUUGACUCUAUGAGCCGAGCCACAGACCUUUGCAAAGCCAUAGCCGCAAGAUUAGAGUUGCAAUCCACGGACGGUUUCAGUCUGUUUGUUGCCAUCGCCGACAAGGUAUUCUCGGUUCCCCAACAGACGUUUUUCUAUGAUUUCCUAAGCGAACUGAUCGAUUGGAGACGGCAGUUGCAUCCGAACUGGGGAAAGACUGUAGUCGAUAUUCAUUACCAAGUCUUCUUUAUGAAGAAGCUCUGGGUGAACACGGUGCCAGAGAAGGACCACAAUGCCGACCAAAUAUUUCAUUAUCAUCAAGAAGUGCCUAAGUACCUGAAAGGAUACCACAAGUGUAGCAAACAGGAUGCAGUCAAACUUGCGGCCCUUAUUCUUAGAGCCAAGUUUGAAGACAAUGUUUCUGACGUUCAGUCUGCUCUACAACAUGACUUGAAGGAUUGCAUUCCCUGUGAUAUCGUAAAAGCUGCCAGUUCUUCGGAGUGGAGGAAAACUAUUUUGGCGGAAUACAGGAAUUUGAGAAUCAACGGAGAGCAAUCGAAGACACAAUUUUUGAAGACCACUUUCAAAUGGCCCACGUUCGGAUCUACGUUCUUUGAGGUGAAACAGUCCACCGAACCAACUUAUCCUGAGGUUAUCCUGAUAGCCAUCAACAAACACGGAGUCAAUAUUAUACAUCCGCAGACCAAAGAUAUUUUGGCCAUCCAUGAGUACUCUGAGCUGAGUAAUUGGUCAUCAGGGGUUACCUACUUUCAUCUAACCAUAGGAAACAUAAUGAGAAAAACGAAACUUUUAUGCGAAACCUCUCAAGGUUACAAGAUGGACGAUUUAAUCACUUCAUAUACCGAUUAUAUUAGACUUGAACAAGCCAAAUAAUUGUACUAGAUGUUUCACUGUAGAAUAAGUUUAUAACAAAUAAAUUAUGUUUAGCUCGUUUAAUUUAUGGUUUCAAUGUAAGCACCGUGAUAACUGUAAAACAAAAUAAAUCGAAUUGUUGUUCUGCUGA
Molecule: messenger RNA, 6532 nt
Organism: Leptinotarsa decemlineata (Colorado potato beetle)
Lineage: Eukaryota; Metazoa; Arthropoda; Insecta; Coleoptera; Chrysomelidae
Product: myosin-VIIa
Cellular component (GO): myosin complex; cytoskeleton
Molecular function (GO): ATP binding; protein binding; cytoskeletal motor activity
Source: RefSeq, a predicted model, not a curated record